Messenger RNA from Jaminaea rosea, 271 nucleotides. RefSeq lists its product as hypothetical. Lineage: Eukaryota; Fungi; Basidiomycota; Exobasidiomycetes; Microstromatales. The coding region runs from base 62 to 271 and encodes 69 amino acids. The record is from RefSeq and is a predicted model, not a curated record. The transcript has 2 exons.
CGAUCGCAUCGAUCCGCCUGGCUCCUCAGCUAACAUUCAUCUCAUACAAUACCUUUUGGCCAUGGCGCUUCGAUCCCCCCUCCGUUUCCUCGACUUCUCUAGCAGGGACCCCGGAGACCUCAAAGGCGGUGACGAUACCAGCGACUCCACCAAUGAUGCAGGUGCUAGCAACGGUGGUGGCUCCGGUGGCGGAGGAGAAACAAGUAAUACGCUGGGUCUGACGGGCGUGGGCAAAUGGCAGAGCUACGGCGAUGGCUCCAACGGCGAUUGA